AUGUUAAGAGCCAGAUCAGUAUUAAGCGGCAACGUAUCGAGACGUGCGUUAGCCACUCAAGCAUUUAACUUUUCAGUUCCUCCAGAGUAUCAAUCGAGAACUCCACCAUAUUCUAAAUUGAUCAACAACUUAUCGACGGUUAAGAAAAUAUUGAAAAAUCAACCAUUGACAUUAGCAGAAAAGAUUUUAUAUUCACAUUUAUGCAAUCCAGAAGAGAGUCUUACUUCAUCCAACGUAAGUGAUAUAAGGGGCCAACAGUAUUUGAAGUUGCACCCAGAUAGAGUAGCCAUGCAAGAUGCUUCUGCUCAGAUGGCAUUAUUACAAUUUAUGACGUGUGGUAUGAGUUCUACCGCAGUUCCAGCCUCCAUUCAUUGUGACCAUUUGAUUGUCGGUAAAGAUGGUGCCGAGGAAGAUUUAGUUAAAUCCAUAGCAACAAAUAAAGAGGUUUUUGAUUUUUUGCAGAGUUGUGGUGAAAAAUACGGUAUUCAGUUUUGGGGACCAGGAUCAGGUAUCAUUCAUCAAAUUGUUUUGGAGAACUUUGCUGCACCAGGUUUGAUGAUGUUAGGUACCGAUUCUCAUACCCCCAAUGCGGGCGGUUUGGGUGCAAUUGCCAUUGGUGUUGGUGGUGCAGAUGCUGUUGACGCAUUGACUGGUACUCCUUGGGAAUUAAAAGCACCAAAGAUUUUGGGUGUCAAAUUAACUGGACAAUUAUCUGGAUGGAGUUCCCCCAAAGAUGUAAUCACUACAUUGGCAGGUAUUUUGACUGUCAGAGGUGGUACUGGAUAUAUCGUAGAAUACUUUGGUGAUGGUGUUAAAACAUUAUCAUGUACUGGUAUGGCUACUAUCUGUAAUAUGGGUGCCGAAAUUGGUGCUACUACGUCGACUUUCCCAUACCAAGAAGCCCACAAGAGGUAUUUGAUUGAGACACAUAGAGAACCAAUUGCCGAAGCUGCUGAUUUGGUGAAUUCUGAAUUUAAAUUUUUGCAAGCUGAUGAAAGGGCAGAAUACGAUAAAGUCAUUGAGAUCAAUCUUUCUGAAUUAGAGCCCCAUGUGAACGGGCCUUUUACCCCAGAUUUGUCUACUCCGAUUUCUAAAUUCGGUGAGACCGCUCAAAAGGAAGGUUGGCCAGAAACCGUUUCUGCUGGGUUAAUUGGUUCAUGUACCAACUCUUCGUACCAAGACAUGUCCCGUGCUGUUUCUAUCAUCAAACAAGCGGAAGCAGUUGGAUUAAAACCCAAAAUUCCUUUUUUUGUCACACCAGGGUCAGAACAAAUCAGAGCCACAAUUGAAAGAGAUGGCUUAAUAAACACUUUUGAGAGCAAUGGUGCCAUAGUGUUGGCUAAUGCAUGUGGACCAUGUAUUGGUCAAUGGGACAGAACCGAUGUCCCAAAGACAUCAACAGACUUUAAUGCCAUUUUCACUUCAUUCAACAGAAAUUUCCGUGCCAGAAACGAUGGUAACAGAAAUACUAUGAACUUUUUAACUUCUCCAGAUAUGGUCACAGCCAUGAUAUAUUCGGGAGAUAUGAAUUUCAAUCCAGUGACGGAUUCAAUCAAAUUACCAAAUGGUGAAGAGUUCAGAUUCCAACCACCGCAAGGUAAAGAUUUGCCACAAUCUGGAUUCAUCCCUGGCCGUUCUGAAUUUUACCCUGAAGCAAACCCACAACCAAAACCAGAAGUUGAAGUCAAUGUAUCACCAAGCUCAGAUAGAUUACAACUUUUGGAGCCUUUCCAACCAUGGUCUGGUGAAGAGUUGUCAACCACAGUCUUAUUAAAGGUCGAAGGAAAAUGUACUACCGAUCAUAUUUCAGCUGCUGGUGUCUGGUUGAAAUACAAGGGUCAUUUGGAAAACAUUUCAUAUAACACAUUGAUCGGUGCUGUGAACAAAGAAACAGGUGAAGUUAACAAGGCUUAUGAUUUGAAUGGUGAUGCAUACGGUAUUCCUGAAUUGAUGAUUAAAUGGAAGGAUGAAUCUAGACCUUGGGUUGUAGUAGCCGAACAUAAUUAUGGUGAAGGUUCUGCUAGAGAACACGCUGCAUUAUCACCUCGUUUCUUAGGAGGCUCAGUGAUUUUCGUUAAAUCUUUUGCUAGAAUCCACGAAACCAAUUUGAAGAAACAAGGAAUGUUGCCAUUAACUUUUGCAGACGAAAACGAUUACGACAGAAUUUCAUCUGGUGAUUUGUUGACAACUAUAGAUUUGAAAGAAAUGAUUGCCAAGGACGGUAACAAUGGAGGUACUUUACGUGUUAAAGUUACUAAAAGAGAUGGUUCUGAAUUUGAAAUUUUAGCCAAACAUACAAUGUCCAAAGACCAAGUUGAGUUCUUUAAAGCAGGUUCUGCUAUCAAUUACAUUGGUAACACAAAAAAGGGAUUGUAA
Molecule: messenger RNA, 2376 nt
Organism: Candida dubliniensis CD36
Lineage: Eukaryota; Fungi; Ascomycota; Pichiomycetes; Serinales; Debaryomycetaceae
Gene: ACO2
Product: aconitate hydratase
Exons: 1
Coding region: 1-2376 (791 amino acids)
Biological process (GO): tricarboxylic acid cycle
Cellular component (GO): mitochondrion; cytosol
Molecular function (GO): 4 iron, 4 sulfur cluster binding; aconitate hydratase activity
Source: RefSeq, a predicted model, not a curated record